Molecule: messenger RNA, 2129 nt
Organism: Hippocampus comes (tiger tail seahorse)
Lineage: Eukaryota; Metazoa; Chordata; Actinopteri; Syngnathiformes; Syngnathidae
Gene: fam228a
Product: family with sequence similarity 228 member A
Exons: 11
Coding region: 1004-1870 (288 amino acids)
Source: RefSeq, a predicted model, not a curated record
UCAAUUAAAAUUAAAAAAAAAAGACAUAUUGUGAAAUGACAAAUAAUUUGCAAUGUCACCAGAAUGAAGUUGCGAUAUCCAAAGUAUAACGAUAUCAUUUUUAUUCUAUGCAACAAUUCAUGAUUUUAUGACUGUUAAUUAAUUACAUUUUUAUGGCAUGUAUACAAGUAGGCCUAAUGUCAAAUAUCAAAACAAAUCAAAUACGUGUUUUGAGACUUUUAUUUUUUGAAACUUCUUUACAUAUCAAUAAAUGUAAAACAGGCAUAACAAAAUGCACCAUGGACGAACCAUUUUUUUUUCUUUGUUUUUUUACUUGGACGCCGUCGUCUCCUUCACUAGGAGUGAGCGAGAACCAGAGGGCAAAGUUCACAGUUCAUCACUGCCGACUGACCGGCCCGCACUGCAGUUAAAAGGCCUCGUUGAGUGCCGGUUGGCCGAGCCACCCGACACUAUUCUAGGUACACCCGCGCCGCUAAAAUGUCGAUAUUAUUUAGAUCUUUUAUUUAGCUUUGCGUCAAGAUCCAAAUACCACAAACAGUUUUAGUACUUCUGCCACCUCAUUUGGGGAAUUAAUAGUCAUAAAAGUUAGCAAAAUUCAACAUCGUCCAAGAUGUACAGUGAACUCCAGUUUCUCAACGUCAAAGGGUGCGAUCAAAGAGACCAUAAAUUAUUGCAAUGUUUGUGUCAAGUGAAAAUGGAUGCUACUACAUCUAGCAUGCUUCCUGUGCUUACACAUCCCAACAGGAUUGAGUCCUGAAAAUACAUCCGCUAAGAGCCUCUGGUAUCUCACCGGAGUUUUUCCAAGAUGUGACAAUGAGGCACUCUGUGAGCACAGUGUUCCAGUCCAAAGACUAGCUGUCAUGUUGGACCUUUUUCCACAACAGUGGAAUAUCCGACAAGAAAACUUUGGUGCCAAGGAGCUACGUAGAAACGGCUGAUCGCGGGGCGUGUGCAGCGUGUGGACGACUCGGAUGGACGGAGACACCUGCAGGACGCCCGAGACAUGCGGCCAAAGAAGAGAAAUGAUGGUGUCCUCACCUACCACAUACCGUUCAAUAUCAGACUUCUGGCCAGUGAGGCUCCAGAGUCCAAGUGUCCGCCGCCUGAGUUGAGACUUAGUGCGCCGGUGACAAAGAUGAACUCUCGCUGGUGCAUUAAACAGAAUAAACGGGAUGACGCCACGGAGGCGGCGCGUGGAUACAGGCUGCGGCGAGGCACCCUCUCCUAUACCUCCACCAGGCUACUGCAGGUGAAAAUGGAGGCUGAAAUUCAAGAGGCAAAAGAAUUGAUUCGACCCUUACUGGAAAAAGAACAAGACUUGGAGACUUUCCUGAAGACGCAGGAUGAAGGCAAGAUGAUGAAAAGGGAGGUGGUGCGUAAGUGGUUACACGAGGACUUCUGGGCUACGCUCCAAAAGAAGCUCGACCACCACAUGGCCGUCUGCAACCCAGCUGAGAUCAAAAUGCGCCAGAACUUGUUCCAACAAUUUCUCAAUCACGGAAACGCAAAGGGCUAUGUGUUCUUGGAUAUUUGUGACCUGGACGCAUACAAUCCGUAUCUCCACCACGGCAAAAAACCACACAAUUGUAAGCUGAGGUUGGCCGAGCUGAAGGAGAAGGAAUCAUUCUACGAGAAGUUCAAGACGAGGAAGACUCGCUGUGAAGCAGGGUGUCAGUACAAGUGGAUCACUCCAAGCCGAGACCAAGAUGGUGACUAUGCGACACCUGCGAUCGACUUAUUUACUGAGCAGUCACCCGACAACAGCACCACGGACAACACGAGGUCGAGCCUGGACAUACCGUUCCAUGUACGUGAGUCCUUCGCUCUGGACGGGACUUGCCAUCACAGCGGCUGCUGGUUUUCCAGAUGAGUAGCGCUUUUUUAAAUUCAUAUCAAUGAAGUCUGUUUUAUUGACCCAAUCACACACACACUGGCGGCGAUAACAAAGCCCCAACAAAGAGGACUGUUGAUAUGUACAAUGCACACAACUGUACAGCAUGUCCAAUUUAUUCAUUUAACAUGUUGACUUUUUACACAACGUCUUUCUAUGCUAUCUGCAUUGUGUACAUGAGCUAACGCUACCCAACAUGUCUGUACCAAUAAAAGCAUUACUUCAACAGGCACAUCAA